Messenger RNA from Notolabrus celidotus (New Zealand spotty), 1607 nucleotides. RefSeq names its product mitochondrial ribosome recycling factor (gene mrrf). Gene Ontology annotation, molecular function: ribosomal large subunit binding. Gene Ontology annotation, biological process: translation. Gene Ontology annotation, cellular component: mitochondrion. NCBI's taxonomy places the organism in Eukaryota, Metazoa, Chordata, Actinopteri, Labriformes, Labridae. The transcript has 7 exons. The record is from RefSeq and is a predicted model, not a curated record. The coding region runs from base 73 to 930 and encodes 285 amino acids.
GGUCUGCCCCGUAAUACAUUCCAAGUGUCCCAAACUGGUUCGUCCUAUCUGCGCGUACUGAUGACGAAAUAGAUGUCAAAUGUGGCUUUUCCCAAGCUAACAUGCUUCUGUGAGGACAGUAUACUAGAAACUUUUGUCUUGACAGUCAUGGCUUUGAAUCAGCUGAGCCUGCUGCGACCACUGCUCUGUCAGACCCUGGUGCGUCAGGUCCGAUCUCCCCUCGUCGCUCCCUCCAGAGUCAGAGCCACUCAUCUACCUCUGAACACUGGCACCCCCUGCCACCCACCUGCUGCAUGCUCCAGACUCUACGCCACAAAGAAGUCAAAAGCCAAGGCAAAGGGCCAGGCAGCUAAGGUGAAUAUUAAUGCAGCUCUGGUUGGAGACAUCAUCAGUCUGGAUGAGGUGGUGGAGGACAUGACGGCUGUUCUCAAUGCGCUCAAAGAGGACUUCACACGCAACCUCAGCAUCAGGACCUCGCCAGGAGCUCUGGAUCACAUUGUGGUGACGACUCAAGACGGGAAGUUUCCCCUCAACCAGCUGGGUCAGAUCUCCAUGAAAUCACCUCAGGCCAUUAUGGUCAACAUGAGCAGCUUCCCAGAGGCCACAGCUGCUGCCACCCGUGCACUGAGAGAGAGUAGUAUGAACCUUAACCCUGAGGUGGAUGGGACGAUCAUCAAGGUACCAGUUCCCAAAGUAACACGGGAACACCGAGAGAACCUUGCCAAGCUGGCAAAGCAGUUCAGCAACAAGGCUAAAGAGUCACUGAGGAAAGUGAGAUCAAACGCUGUCACACAGGCCAAGAAGGCAAAGGAAGGACACUCAGAGGACACAAUACGACUUGUAGAAAAGCAGAUUCAGCAGAUGUCCGACAACAUUGCUGUGGACAUCGACAAACAGCUGGCAGCUAAGAUCAAGGAGUUGUUAGGAUGACUGUGAGGAUGUAAAGAAAUGCACAGGUUUUAUUUUCACGACUUUACCAUUUGGAGGACAGAGAUGGACUUACCAGAAACAAUAUAUCAUUCUCACUGUGUCAAUAAUGGACAGCGUCAUGCAGAGGAUAGAGUCUCAGUCCUUGUUUUAGAACUGUGGGCAGAAACCAGGCAUCACUGAUGAAGAUCUUCCGUCUUCUGCUGGUUGAUAUCUGUUUUUAAACAUCAGUGCGCAAACUGAAAUUGGCACGGAAACAACACCAACAACAACAGACUGCCUGUCACCUCCCUCCGCCCUUGUUACUCUUCCUGUCUUCAAACAAACUGCGAACAAGCUACAAAUGGACUUUUAAUGGGAUUUGUGGGCCUCCUCCUAAUCAAACCUCUUGCCACAUGGGCUGUCUGUUUAUAUAAAACAAGCGCUCCCGUCUGUGUGUAAACUGGCUGCGGGUUUGUCUAGGUGGCAAGAGUGCAAAAGAAUAUGUUCCAGAGUCCCAGGAUGUCAUUAGGGUGUUGCCAAACAUUUGUUUCACAUUGAUGCAAAGUCUGUUUAAAAAAAAUGCACUUAAAGGAAAAGAGGUCUUUAAUUUCUGCUCCAUGUCUACGAUUGAAAAUAUGGCUUCUAUCGCGGGAAAGAAACAUUAUUGAUGGACUCCAUUAAAAGAAAAAUGCUUUGUA